Vigna radiata var. radiata (mung bean) is the source of this 3460-nucleotide messenger RNA. RefSeq names its product oxysterol-binding protein-related protein 1D. The coding region runs from base 839 to 3298 and encodes 819 amino acids. Lineage: Eukaryota; Viridiplantae; Streptophyta; Magnoliopsida; Fabales; Fabaceae. Gene Ontology annotation, molecular function: sterol binding. Gene Ontology annotation, cellular component: membrane; intracellular membrane-bounded organelle; cytosol. The transcript has 8 exons. The record is from RefSeq and is a predicted model, not a curated record.
AACUAAGACUGUAACAGUAUAGAGCAUUGUAGCAUAAUAGCAUGAGGAUGAGCAAAAGUUGCACUUAAAAAUUGACCAAUAUAUGGAACCCGUGGUUCAACAAUCGCUUUCAGGGAAGGGAUCUUACCCGGACACCCUCGUUGCCAUCGCUGUCGCUGAGAGACAUGGAAGUGCAAAAACGUCAUUUCACGUUUGCUCCUUCUCAUCAUGGCCAUGGGCCUGGCCCAAAGAAAAAAAAGGCGUUUUCCCCUCACCCAACGGACACGGCCUCCCCCACUGAGCUCGUAUGCGCACAAGUGCGCACGUUAGCUGUCUCUUCUUCUGAGCUUGUUGAUUUGUGGGAAAAUUGAAUUUCAUUUGGUUUUAGGAUGCAUUUAUGAGAGAGGUUAGCUUAAGGGGUGGCUGUGAAUGGGGAAUGGUGGGAUGUACUAGUGACUGAGCAGUGCCUUAAAUGGAUGUGUGUGAGCAGUGGUUCAGCUCUUUAUAGCCUGCCACAAACCCAACAGCAACAACUGUACCUCACUCACUCCCUUUCUAUCUAUAUCAACUCAUCACACACACUGUACUCUACACUACGCACUUUCUUUAAACUAAAACUAUAACCAAACAAUCAUAACAAACUCAGCCUUUGAGCAUCUUCACUUUCGGAUCGCCUACUCCGCGUUUCGAUCUCAGUCAGAAUCGAAAUCGUUAGCGAAGCGUGCUGCGAUUGCGAUUGCGAUUGCGAGUGUGAGUGAGUUUUACUUCUCUCUCUCUCUCUCUCUCUCUCUCGAUCAUGUGUUGUUGUUGUUGUGGUUGUGAGUUUUCGGGGUGUUGAUUGGUUUGAUUGAGAGAGAAGAUGAAUCCUCUGUGCUGCAUUGCACCGGUUUCGAUCGAUCGGGACAGGGCGAACCCUGUGGUGGCGAAAUCGCCGAGUCAGUGUCAGCUAGGGCUCGAUGCGGCUGUCAGGACGGUGAACUACGCGUCCAAAUCGAGCUUCUCCACGCUGGAUUCCUCAGUAGGUUCGGAUUCUGUCAAGGCAUCCGCUGCUGCGGAUCUCGAGGAGGAGGAGGAGCCGCGCGAUUCCAAGGCUUUUGGAGGCGGGAAUGGAGGCGGCGUCGCCGGGAGUGUCGCCGGGAUCCUGUACAAGUGGGUGAAUUACGGGAAGGGGUGGAGAUCGAGGUGGUUCGUGCUGGAAGAUGGCGUGCUUUCUUAUUACAAGAUUCACGGGCCGGACAAGAUCUUGAUGAGUCCGGCGAGGGAUAGGAGCGUGAGGGUGAUCGGAGAAGAGUCAUCGAAGUUCGUGAAGAAAGCGAAUUGGAAUCUGAAUCGAGCGCCUUCUGGAGGGGCAGGGGGAGGGAACAGUAACAACGGGAAGCAAUGCAAACCGUUCGGUGAGAUACAUUUGAAGGUUUCUUCAGUUCGUUCCAGCAAGUCUGACGAAAAGCGGCUUUCCAUAUUUACUGGGACAAAAACUCUCCACUUGCGGUGUGUAUCUAGAGAAGACAGAGCCAUGUGGAUUGAGGCCUUGCAGUCAGCAAAAGAUCUUUUUCCCAGAACUCUAACAAGUAGUGAUCUUGCAACUUCAGAAGAUAUUGUGGUUUCCACAGAGAAGCUGCGAUCACGAUUGUCACAGGAAGGCAUAAGUGAAGCAAUCAUUAAUGACUGCGAGUCGAUUAUGCUUUCCGAAGUAUCGUAUCUCCAAAGCAAGUUGAAGUAUCUUCAGCAGAAACAUGUUAUGCUGCUGGACACCUUAAAACAACUGGAGACAGAGAAAAUAGAGUUGGAAACUACUGUAGUUGAUGAAACAAAGGAACGGGAAUCAUACUGUGGACAAGGAAAUAGAAGGUUUAGUGAUUUUUAUUCUGUGAUGUCGGAGGGUAGUGCUACUGACUCGGUGGCUGAUAAUGAAAGUCAAGAUGGAGCAGAUGUUGAAACAGAUGAUGAUGAUAGAACAUAUUUUGACACAAAUGAGUUUUUGUACUCUGAUGCCCUAAGAAGUGCAUCCUAUCGAAGUAGGGAAGGUAUGACCAAUGGAAGUAUAUAUGAUAGAGAUUAUAUUUGCUAUGAUGGUGUGCAUGGGUUCGAGGAGAUCAAAGAUGUAAGGUAUCCAUAUGUCAAAAGAAGAGAUAACUUACCAGAGCCAAAAGAAAAAGAGAAGCCUGUUGGCUUGUGGUCAAUUAUUAAAGACAAUAUUGGGAAGGAUCUUUCAGGAGUUUGUCUCCCUGUUUAUUUUAAUGAACCACUAUCGUCAUUGCAAAAGUGUUUUGAAGACCUAGAGUAUUCAUACCUGGUUGAUAGAGCAUUGGAAUGGGGAAAGCAGGGGAAUGAUCUGAUGAGAAUUCUAAAUAUUGCAGCUUUUGCUGUAUCCAGCUAUGCAUCAACUGAAGGUCGACAAUGUAAACCUUUUAAUCCUUUACUUGGGGAGACUUACGAAGCGGACUAUCCAGAUAAAGGACUUAGGUUUUUUUCUGAAAAGGUUAGUCAUCAUCCAAUGAUUGUUGCUUGUCAUUGUGAGGGAAGGGGGUGGAAGUUUUGGGCAGAUUCUAAUUUGAAAGGAAAAUUCUGGGGGCGUUCAAUCCAGUUAGAUCCUGUGGGUGUCCUGACUCUACAAUUUGAGGAUGGUGAAACAUUUCAGUGGAGCAAGGUCACCACUUCCAUAUACAAUAUCAUAUUAGGUAAAAUUUAUUGUGACCACUACGGUACCAUGCACAUCAGGGGCAGUGGCAACUAUUCUUGCAAACUGAAAUUCAAGGAGCAAUCUAUUAUAGACCGAAAUCCACAUCAGGUCCAUGGAUUUGUUCAAGACAACAGAACGGGAGAGAAGGUAGCAAUGUUAAUUGGGAAGUGGGAUGAAGCAAUGUACUAUGUACUAGGGGAUCCAACUACUAAGCCAAAAGGUUAUGAUCCGAUGACAGAAGCUGCGAUAUUGUGGGAAAGGGACAGCUCUGUAUCCAAGACAAGAUACAACCUCUCUCCUUUUGCAAUUUCCUUGAAUGAAAUAUUACCUGGUUUAUUAGACAAGUUGCCCCCGACUGACUCAAGGUUGAGACCAGAUCAAAGACAUUUAGAAAAUGGAGAAUAUGAGUUGGCAAAUGCAGAGAAACUGAGACUUGAGCAGUUGCAGAGACAGGCAAGAAAGAUGCAAGAAAGAGGAUGGCAGCCGAGAUGGUUUAAGAAGGAUGAUGAUGGUUGCUACCGAUAUAUUGGUGGGUAUUGGGAAACAAGAGAAAAAAAUAAUUGGGAUGGAAUCCCUGAUAUAUUUGGACAGAGUUGUGAUUUACCUUCAUGUUCCACGGAAGAGACUGUAUCCUACUGAAUACAUUGCCCUUAAAAAUCUCUUCUUUUGUUAAAUGUGAAUUUGCUUGUAGGUUGUAAGUUAUAUAAACAUCCUCUGAAAAAGUGUUAAUUCUUUUUCUGCCUUCUCAUCAACUAGUUUAUGUUGAUAUGCUUACUUGAAAACAAAUCUUUUUCAUCAUCA